AACAUUCCUGUUUCACCAUAAUCACCAAUUAUCAUCUCAACUUCGUAUGAACUUUUAUGAAGUUUUUUAUUCCAUUUUACAGCUUCCUUCAGGUUCUAGGUAUUAUUUUCACUGCUCCUAGUUUGGACCGAGAUUGCACGCUGGGAAAAAAAGAGAUUAGCUCUUCUGAAUGUUGAUUGGCUGCUUUGAAUUCCCAGCUCAUGUGUUGCUGUAGUCAGACUUGAUAUUAUUGAUAGUGAGAUGAGGGAGCAGUCACUGUGUUAAGGGUGGAGGUACACAACAGGUGACAAUACAACAUUUUCUAUCCAUCAUGGAUAAUGUCUCUCUAAUAACGUUGUUUGUUCUUUCAGGUUUCAAUGAAACAAAGGAUUUCCAAAUUGUUCUCUUCAUUCUCACUUUACUGUGUUACUGUUUCAUUGUGCUGGUAAAUGUUUGCCUUAUUGUCACCAUCAUGUUGGAUAAAAACCUGCAUGAACCAAUGUAUAUUCUACUUUGCACUUUCUGCAUGAAUGGACUUUAUGGGACGGCAGGUUUCUACCCCAAGUUUCUGUGGGAUCUGCUUUCUCCUGUUCAUGUUAUCUCUUAUUCUGGAUGCCUGGUUCAGGCUCUGGUUAUGUACUCGUUUGCCUGCAGUGAUCUGUCUAUUCUUGCAGUCAUGGCGUAUGACAGAUAUGUGGCUAUAUGUCGACCCCUGGAGUACCACUCUGUCAUGUCAAAGCAACAAGUCUUAAAGUUAGUCUGUUUCUCCUGGUUGACACCUUUUUGUGUCAUAGGCACAAAUAUUUUUCUGACCUCUAGAUUAAAGUUAUGCAGCCAAUUUAUUACCAGACUUUUUUGUGUGAAUUGGGUUAUUGUCAAACUUGCCUGUUUCCCAGCUGACACUGUUGUUAACGGCAUAGUUGCAUAUAUUACAAUAGUCAUGUACAUCGUUAUUGGCUGUUUUAUAUUUUGGUCUUACAUGUAUCUUAUCAAAACAUGUGUGAAUUCUUUAGAAAACAGGAAAAAGUUCAUGCAAACAUGUGUGCCACAUUUAACUGCUGUGCUCACUUUUCUUGUGACCAUAUUUUUUGAUCUCAUGAAUAUGCGAUUUUCUUCAAAAGGUUUACCUCAAACCUUUCAAAACUUUGUUUCAAUAGAAUUUCUUGUAAUUCCUCCAAUUAUGAAUCCUCUCAUAUAUGGUUUUAAGUUGACCAAAAUUAGAAACAGAAUUCUGGGUGUUAUUACUUUUAAAAGCAAAUAUUAAGUUCAUUACAUGAAUAACCAGCUGUUGGCUGUUUUCAAUAUCAAAUGUAAUAUCAGAUUAAUGAGUAGAAUAGUGUUUUUUAUCAUCAAGAUUUACAAUGGUGAAUCAUUGGCCUCUUUUGUAUUUGGAAGUUUUCUAAAAUGCUAAAAUGGUGACACUCUAUAACAUGAACUUUCAUAAGG
Messenger RNA from Centropristis striata (black sea bass), 1425 nucleotides. Its product is annotated as olfactory receptor 4B13-like. Lineage: Eukaryota; Metazoa; Chordata; Actinopteri; Perciformes; Serranidae. Gene Ontology annotation, biological process: G protein-coupled receptor signaling pathway. The coding region runs from base 311 to 1243 and encodes 310 amino acids. Gene Ontology annotation, cellular component: membrane. The record is from RefSeq and is a predicted model, not a curated record. Gene Ontology annotation, molecular function: G protein-coupled receptor activity; olfactory receptor activity. The transcript has a single exon.